Messenger RNA from Oryza brachyantha (malo sina), 1347 nucleotides. RefSeq names its product beta-glucuronosyltransferase GlcAT14A. The record is from RefSeq and is a predicted model, not a curated record. NCBI's taxonomy places the organism in Eukaryota, Viridiplantae, Streptophyta, Magnoliopsida, Poales, Poaceae. Gene Ontology annotation, cellular component: membrane. Gene Ontology annotation, molecular function: glucuronosyltransferase activity.
AUGCGGGCUUAUGUCUGCGCCUCCACGAACUCUGAUUCCCGUAUACGCGCCGGCUCAUGCAUCUUUCCGGCACGCGCGCGGCUGAGGAUCCCGACGUGGUGGUGCACAAUGCCGCACGGUUCCUGGCUCCUGCAGACGUGCUCGCCGUCGGCCGCGCUCGCGUCGCUGGCCGUCGUCACGACUAGCCUGCUGAUCCUCGGGUACGCGUCGAGCUCAUUCCUCCUCGGCGCGCCGGCGUACGAGUACGACGACGGCACGGACGUCGUCGUCGAGGCGGCGGCGGCGGCCGUGCCGAAGCGGGGGCCGCGGUACCCUCCGGUGCUGGCUUACUACAUCUCCGGCGGGCACGGGGACAGCGUCCGGAUGACGCGGCUGCUCAAGGCCGUGUAUCACCCGAGGAACCGGUACCUGCUGCACCUGGACGCCGGCGCGGGGGCGUACGAGCGGACGAGGCUGGCGGGGUACGCCCGGUCGGAGCGGGCGUUCCUCGAGUACGGGAACGUGCACGUCGUCGGCAAGGGCGACCCCGUCGACGGCCGCGGCGCGUCCGCCGUCGCCGCGGUACUCCGCGGCGCCGCCGUCCUGCUCCACUGGGACUGGCUCGUCACGCUCGGCGCCUCGGACUACCCACUCGUCACGCCGGACGAUCUCCUCUACGCCUUCUCCUCCGUACCGAGGGGGCUCAACUUCAUCGACCAUAGGGCGGAUUCCGACGGCGCACAGGCAUAGGCCGUCGUUGUCGACCAGAAUCUGCAGCAGAGCACCAACGCCGAGAUCUCGUUCUCGUCGGGGCAACGAGCAAAGCCCGACGCGUUCGAGCUCUUCAAAGGCGCCCCAUGGCCGAUCCUGAGCCGGGACUUCAUCGAGUACUGCGUGCUGGCGCCGGACAACCUCCCGAGGACGCUGCUGCUGUACUUCAGCAACUCCCUGAGCCCCAUGGAGUUCUACUUCCAGACGGUCAUAGCCAACUCCGGCCGGUUCAGGAACAGCACCGUCAACCACAGCCUCCGGCACACGGUGGCGCGGGACGGCGGCGGGUACACGGCGGUGGCGCAAGACGCAGGCCAGCAGCCGCCGUUGCGGUACGACGCGAUCGUCGGCAGUGGUGCGGCCUUCGCCGGGACAUUCAGCGACGACGACGAGGCGCUGCUGCAGAGGGUAGACGAGGAGGUGCUGGGGCGCCCGCUCGACGGCGUCACGCCGGGCGAGUGGUGCGAGGGAGACGGCGAGGAGGCAGCAGGCGAGGAGUGCUCGGUUGGAGGUGACAUUGAUGUGGUCAGGCACGGCGCCAUGGGACGGAGGCUCGCGACCUUGAUGGCUGACAUCGUCGGGGGCCGGACCGUGUGA